CCCGCCGCCAUCGCGCUCAGCGCGCUGCUCGCCGCCGACCUGUGGGCGUCGCGCCGCCUCGGCGUGUGCGCCGCCGAGGGCUCGCCGUGCGCCGCCGCGCGGCCGCUGCUCCGGCUCGUCGAGGUGUCCGGCCACGGGCUGCCCUGGCUGCUCGGCACCGCCUACGGGCUCUGGCGCAGCGGCAGCGCCGCCGCCCGCGAGGUGCUGCUCAACCUGCUCUUCGCGCUGCUGCUGGACCUGGUGCUGGUGGCCGUGGUGAAAGGGCUCGUGAGGCGCCCGCGGCCCGCGCACAACAAGAUGGACAUGUUCGCCACCAUCUCCGUGGACAAGUACUCCUUCCCGUCGGGCCACGCCACCAGGGCCGCCCUCGUGUGCCGCUUCGUCCUGCACCACUUGGUGCUGGCUGCGCCGCUGCGCGUGCUCGUGGUGCUCUGGGCUCUCGUCGUCAGCCUCUCCAGGGUCAUGCUGGGCCGGCACAACGUGACGGACGUGCUCUUCGGGCUGCUGCUGGGCUACGCGCUCUACAGCGUGGUGCAGUACUGCUGGCUCUCGCCGCUCAGCGCGCCCGCGCUCUUCGCGCUCUGGAGCCACUGAGGGACGGGCCCGUCUUGCUCUACACACCACGUGCAGAGCGUGUGCCGGGGAUCAUCAGCCAACAUCCUAGAUCGUAUCUAUCCAGCCAAAACUAUGACAUUCGCGGUGCUGCACGGGGACGCUUGGCGCGGUCCUGCCCUGCCCGCGGGCUCCCGGGCAGAGGGCCCAGCCUCUUGGCUGCGCUGCCUGCUCCCCGGGGAAGAGCCCAGAGCCCCCCGUGGCAGCUCGCUGCCCACACUGUGACGCAGCUGCAGCUUGGCAGGCAUUGCAGUGAUUCGGUGGCUGCUCGCUGGCGCACGCGCUGUAAAUACACCGGGCCGCGCUGCGGUGAGCAUGCCCCGCACAGCCUGCUCUGCAACGCCAUGGCCAGGCUUCUCGCUGCCUUCUGUCCUCUCGGCUUUGUAAAAUUUCUGCCUUCCCGAGCAAUUCACGUGUCUUCCUGUUGCUCUUUGGUUCAGCGCUUCAGCGAGGCUGCACCUCGGGCUGGAAGGAUGCCGGCAUCUGGCUCGCAGGGCCUCGCGGAAAGAGAGGUCCAGGGGUUUGCUCCAGGCCCCACAGAGGCAGCAGGCGACCGGAGAAGCAGCUCCCAGCAACAACCUGCUCAUAAAGCCACUGCGCCUUCGCGCUCCUGGCUUCUCCAUGGGCUUUUCUGUCUCCCAAGGGACAAAGAAAAAAGAAAAACAAAGUGGUCCAACAAAGCAAUCUGUGUUUGUGUGUUAGCAUGUGUCCCAUGUACCACCAACCGUGUCCUGCAGCAUG
This is a messenger RNA of Nothoprocta perdicaria, 1353 nucleotides long. RefSeq names its product phospholipid phosphatase 6 (gene PLPP6). The annotation marks the transcript as partial. Gene Ontology annotation, molecular function: sphingosine-1-phosphate phosphatase activity. Lineage: Eukaryota; Metazoa; Chordata; Aves; Tinamiformes; Tinamidae. The transcript has 2 exons. The record is from RefSeq and is a predicted model, not a curated record.